This is a messenger RNA of Trichomonas vaginalis G3, 1419 nucleotides long. RefSeq lists its product as uncharacterized. Lineage: Eukaryota; Parabasalia; Trichomonadida; Trichomonadidae. The record is from RefSeq and is a predicted model, not a curated record. The transcript has a single exon. Bases 1 to 1419 code for a protein of 472 amino acids.
AUGACUUCUCGCAGAUCAUCCAGUGCAACAUCAUCUCGGCUUGAUCAGCAUCCAGAAGUUAGGAAGAAAGCGUUGUCAGUUAAUUCUUUCGCUCUUAAAAUAUUCCCAUUCUUCUCCGUACUACAAAGAUCAACGUUUUCAUAUAGGGCAAUCACAUACAUCACGCUUCUAUUUGCAAUAAUUCAGCACAUUCUCAUAUCAGUUUUCCCCAAUCUAUAUGCAAACUACCAGAUUGACCAAAUUAUAGCGUCUAUCUUUUUGUUUUCGUAUCCAUCAUACAAUACUACACAUAUUACUUUAGAGAUUAUCGUUAUUGCAGUAGGAUACGUAGCCCUUUUCUUUUUCAUUGCAACUGUUAUUAGAUACAAAUUAAAAGGUACAAUAACUAAGGUCGAAAUAGCCGCUAUGAAUAUAAUAAUGCAUUUCUUCAUACCUCUUGUGAUUCUUCCUUUAUCUUCAAAUGCCGGUUCCAUUCUUACAGCCAUGAUCAAUCAACUUGCGUCAACGCUAUCAACAAUAGUUCUACUUUUACUUACGUUCAUCUUGUGGGCUUGUUUCAUUGGAAUUUUUUACUUUUCGACAUUAUUUUCUUCCAGUACAAUCUUUUUCCAUGAUUCUGUAUGCGUUUACUUCGAAUCCAAACCGAUCUUCUUUACAUAUCUCUUUAAUUCUUUCUUAGCUUUUUUGAUCUGGAUUUCGAAAGAUUUUAAUGUCAAUUUUCCAUAUUUCGUUGGAGCCCUCAACAUCGUUUUAGACUUAUUUUUGCUCUUCCUCAUAUUUAAUUUCCCAUUUGCGUACUUAUACGUUACAACUAUUGCUGCGGCCACAUUAACAAGUUGCAUCUUCGGUUCCAUCGGUUUCUUUAUAGGCGGAAAUCUUGGUUAUCUAAGAUAUGUACUUGUUUUGGUUUCUUUUCUGAUCAGUUCCAUAGUUUUCCACAUAAUUCUCAAAUUUGUCUCCAAAAAGAUUAUCCGAAAAGAAGAAUUUGUUAAUGACAGGCUUGCCAUAAAGCAACUUAGAUUGGCCGUAUCCCAAAACGAUCCAUCUUUUAUCUCAGGCAAAAUUAUUGAAAUGAUUGUACAAGGAACAAACAAUUACACGGUCAGAUUAGAGGUUGCCAAGUUUGUUUGUUACUUCCAAGAGCUUCAACCACAGUUUACAGCCCAAUUAGCGAUGCUUAGAAACGCAACAAGUUUGUCGAUGUCAGAAAGUUUUCUUUUUUAUCAACUUAGAAUAGCAGAGACCGGCAGACAACCACUUUGCACAGUAGAUGAGUUGAUGCCAUUGAGAGAUGAAACGAAGAAACUGGAAAUGACAAUCAGAGCCGCUUGGAAAUACAUCCAGAAUAAUAAUGAUUUCUUCGCACCUUCGAUUAUGGAGCCAAUCAACCGUCAAAAGGAAGAUUGCAUGGGACAUUGA